Messenger RNA from Armigeres subalbatus, 1011 nucleotides. RefSeq lists its product as uncharacterized. Lineage: Eukaryota; Metazoa; Arthropoda; Insecta; Diptera; Culicidae. The record is from RefSeq and is a predicted model, not a curated record. Bases 1 to 1011 code for a protein of 336 amino acids. The transcript has 2 exons.
AUGUUAUCGGAACCUUUGUCGAGGCGGCGCAAAUUCGAAGUCGUGUGGGAUAACAUGAGACACCACUAUCGCUCGAAGAUCGCCACGAUCCACGUUCAGGAUCUGGAUCACUUGACCAGGCUAAAUCACGGGAUUGAUGCAGUGGAUCCUAGCUUACAGUACUCUUCGGAAAUACGAAAUCAACGGAACAUACACCACGUUGAUUACAGUCUUUCGGAGUAUGCGAGCGAUAAUCCCGAGGAAAAAGACAUCGUCAGAGCAACGACAGAUAAUCGAAAUUUAGAUGUAUUGUGGGUUCAGAUAAGUGAGGCAAUCUGGGAAAUACAAGCGCACGAGGACUUCACGGAGCCCGAAGGUUUGCAGAGGGAGCAGUUGGAGAUGGAGAACCGCUACUACGAUGCGAAAUCGUUUCUGGCGGAGAAAGUGGGAGAGGUUCAGAAUAAUUCCGUCCAGAACCAGUCGACUCGUCCUGGAGAUGUCACUCUACGUGGUGGUAUGGAUCACGUUCGCCUACCUCAAAUCCAGCUGCAGAGUUUCGACGGCAACAUUGACGACUGGCUCAGUUUCAGGGAUCUCUACACGUCUCUGAUCCACGAGAAGCAAGACCUACCCGAUGUGGAGAAAUUUCACUAUCUCAAGGGGUGCUUAGCAGGCGAAGCUAAGGCACUAGUCGAUCCGCUUAAGAUCACGAGGGACAACUACCAGGUUGCGUGGCAGUCGUUGCUGAAACGCUACAACAACAGCAAGCUUUUACGAAAGAAGCAAGUUCAGGCUCUCUUCAAACUGCCGUCCUUCACCACGGAGUCAAUCGCGGAUCUCCACAGGCUGGUCGAUGGGUUCGACCGUGUGAUUCUGACCCUGGAUCAGAUCAUCCAACCAGCCCAAUACAAAGAUCUGUUGCUGGUCAAACAUCUAAGCGCUAGUCUCGACCCGAGCACACGUCGAGGAUGGGAGGAGCACUCGUCGACGAAGGAGCAGGACACCAUAAAGGACUUGCUGGAGUUCCUGUAG